UUCACACUGCAUAUCUAACCUAGUACCGCGCAAUGUCUGCUCAUUCCUCAAAUCCAGAUCCUGUUCCCGUUGUCAUUAUUGGCUGGGGUCGUGAAAAUGGCGUCGUCUUCAUGCCGAAAAUAUUUGCAGAACACAAGUCUCCGUAUGUCAUGACAGCCAUGAUGGACUUUGAAGAGACAUUAGAGCCCUACCGAUACUCGCCACACAAUCUUGGAGUCGUUCUGCAUAACUUGCAUCCUCGCCCCAGAGCUCUCAUUAUCGGUAUCGCUGUUCCACCUUCUCUCAUAGACGAAAUCACCGCUGUAUGGAACGAGUAUGUGGACUCAGUUUUAAAGAAGGAGUCUAAAGAUGAUCAAGAUUGGAAGAAGAAUGCCAUCAGCCCGCUUUCACUUACGCAUUACGUUGAUCCUGCUAUCUUUGAACAUCCACCGAUGGAUAUGGGUUGGGAGAAAGAGAUGUUCAAACACCUUGAUGCCGUAUUCCGACCUCAGAUCCAGUGGGACUAGAGGGUCCGAUGUUCAGAGGACUUUUAGGCCACAGAAGCAUCAAUGUUCUGGUAUAGACAAUGGUUGCCUUGGAUACGCGAUAUGUAGAUCACUAUGAGAACUGCGUGUGUAAGCUUGUGUAGUUCCCAAGAAUCCUGAAGAUUGAGUUUCAUGGCCAUUCUUUUUGCUUAACGGCUUCUCCAGG
Molecule: messenger RNA, 690 nt
Organism: Fusarium odoratissimum NRRL 54006
Lineage: Eukaryota; Fungi; Ascomycota; Sordariomycetes; Hypocreales; Nectriaceae
Exons: 2
Coding region: 33-506 (157 amino acids)
Source: RefSeq, a predicted model, not a curated record